Molecule: messenger RNA, 1549 nt
Organism: Camellia sinensis
Lineage: Eukaryota; Viridiplantae; Streptophyta; Magnoliopsida; Ericales; Theaceae
Product: alpha-galactosidase 1
Biological process (GO): carbohydrate metabolic process
Cellular component (GO): plant-type cell wall
Molecular function (GO): hydrolase activity, hydrolyzing O-glycosyl compounds
Source: RefSeq, a predicted model, not a curated record
AGGCACAAGCACACGUGAGUGAUGCAGAGAGUGAAGAGUAGAGUUGGAAGAGGAAGGAGUGAAAGGUGUUUUCCAUAUUCUAGAAAGGAGUUUGAGUAGUAAUAAUAAUAAUGAAGAGUGAUGUGCCCAAUUUGGGUAUACUAGUACUAGUGCCAGUGGUGCUGCUGCUGCUAAUGCCAAUACUUGAUGAUGUCUGUGUUUCUUCUUCCUCCCUCUCUCUCACUCCCAACGACAACCACCGCAAUCUUCUCGCUAAUCGCCUUGCCAUUACUCCUCCUAUGGGGUGGAAUAGCUGGAAUCACUUCCACUGCAUGAUUGAUGAGAAUAUGAUCAAACAAACUGCUGAUGCUCUGGUUUCAACUGGCCUUGCUAAACUUGGUUACAAAUAUGUCAAUAUAGAUGAUUGCUGGGCUGAAAUUGAUCGUGACAAUGAGGGUAAUCUAAUGGCUAAGAAAUCAACAUUUCCUUCUGGUAUUAAAGCUCUUGCAGACUACGUUCACAGCAAAGGUCUUAAGCUAGGAAUCUACUCGGAUGCAGGUUAUUUUACUUGUAGCAAAAUGAUGCCUGGCUCACUUGGUCAUGAAGAACAAGAUGCCAAAACCUUUGCUUCGUGGGGUAUUGAUUAUUUGAAGUACGAUAACUGUAACACUGAUGGUUCAAGGCCAACUGUUCGAUACCCUGUAAUGACCCGAGCUUUAAUGAAGGCAGGCCGUCCCAUCUUCUUCUCGCUAUGUGAAUGGGGAGACCUGCACCCAGCUUUAUGGGGUGCUGAGGUUGGAAAUAGUUGGAGAACUACUAAUGAUAUUUCUGAUUCAUGGGAAAGUAUGGUCUCUAGAGCUGACAUGAAUGAAGUUUAUGCUGACCUUGCAAGGCCUGGUGGCUGGAAUGAUCCUGACAUGCUUGAGGUGGGAAAUGGAGGAAUGACAAAAGAUGAAUAUAUAGUCCAUUUUAGUAUAUGGGCCAUGUCUAAGGCUCCUCUUCUCAUUGGCUGUGAUGUGACAAAUGCAACAAAAGAAACCAUGGAAAUCAUUGCAAAUAAAGAGGUGAUUGCUGUUAACCAAGAUAAACUCGGUGUUCAAGCUAAAAAGGUCAGAAUGGAAGGGGAUAGUGAGGUUUGGGCAGGGCCCCUUUCAGAGUAUAGAGUAGUUGUACUCCUUCUCAACCGUGCUUCUAUUCGCUUUUCCCUGACAGCCCAGUGGGAUGACUUAAGAAUUCCUCCCAACACUAUUGUAGAAGCAAGAGAUCUUUGGGAGCACAAGACCUUGAAGACACGAUUUGUCGGGAACCUGACAGUCACUGUGGAUUCCCAUGCAUGCAAGAUGUAUAUCUUGAAGCCUAUUUCUUGAGAAACCCUUUUUUAUCAGCACGCAGUCUCUUGGCUAGUUUCUACUGCCAUAUUGAACUUCAAUUUAGUAGCUGAUGUCACAAAUGAUGGUAAAAAAUAAAAUUAAGUCUAUUUGACUUUUGGAUGUAUUUACUAAUAAAGAUUGGAUGCAAUAUUGUUCCCUUUCAUCUCCCAUGGAUGUGAAAAGUUUGAUCUUUUUAUUGA